GCUCACAUCGUCCACAACGAACUGGUGCUGGUGAAGAAUUAACAUAGCGCGGUUAGUAUUGCGGAAAUUGAUGACUUUUUUAUGUUGUCCCGACAAAACGCCAUCGUAAACAAACAGUCCUCACGAACGCGGUAAAGCAAGUAUUUUUGCUGCAUAUAUCGGAAAUAAAAAAAGGAAGUAAAUUGAGCAUUCUAGUUAAACAAUGGCAGGCUUUAAUCCAGUAGAUAUGGUGGAGGAGGAUGCGGCCGAUUUACAAUUUCCCAAAGAGUUUGAAAGUGCGGAAACCCUUUUGAUCAGCGAAGUACACAUGCUGCUGGAACAUCGAAAGAAUCAGAACGAAUCCUCGGAGGAAGAGCAGGAGUUCUCCGAGGUUUUUCACAAAACGUACACCUACACGAACGAGUUUCGUAAAUUUCGUAACAAGGAAACGAUUGCCAGCGUUAGAAGUUUGCUGAUGCAGAAAAAACUUCACAAAUUCGAGCUUGCAGCCCUGGGAAACCUCUGCCCGGCAUCGCCGGAAGAAGCAAAAGCUCUCAUUCCUUCGCUCGAAGGCCGCUUCGAGGACGAUGAGCUGCAACAGAUACUGGACGACAUUGGCACGAAGCGCAGUUUGCAAUAUUAGGCUAUUCCUACCCUCAGUUCUUUAGUAGGGCUCAUUGUAACUAAACGCAUCAGCCAAUCCGGUAACUAUAAAGUGAAUAAAAUACAAAAAACAAAUAGACUAA
This is a messenger RNA of Anopheles stephensi (Asian malaria mosquito), 725 nucleotides long. RefSeq names its product DNA-directed RNA polymerase II subunit Rpb4 (gene Polr2D). Lineage: Eukaryota; Metazoa; Arthropoda; Insecta; Diptera; Culicidae. Gene Ontology annotation, biological process: nuclear-transcribed mRNA catabolic process, deadenylation-dependent decay; mRNA export from nucleus in response to heat stress; positive regulation of translational initiation. Bases 203 to 622 code for a protein of 139 amino acids. The record is from RefSeq and is a predicted model, not a curated record. Gene Ontology annotation, molecular function: translation initiation factor binding; nucleotide binding. Gene Ontology annotation, cellular component: P-body; RNA polymerase II, core complex. The transcript is spliced from 4 exons.